Stomoxys calcitrans (stable fly) is the source of this 1320-nucleotide messenger RNA. RefSeq names its product ribonuclease Y. The coding region runs from base 465 to 1190 and encodes 241 amino acids. The record is from RefSeq and is a predicted model, not a curated record. The transcript has 2 exons. Lineage: Eukaryota; Metazoa; Arthropoda; Insecta; Diptera; Muscidae.
AAUAUGAUGGUCAUCCUGCUAUAUCAACGAAAAUGGAAAUGCAUUUCCCUCUUAUGGGAAUCUCUUCAGAAAAUUCGUAGGCGAAAACAUUAACAAAACAAAAAUAAGAAAAUGUUUAUGAAAACUUUCAAGAAAAUAAGAAAACAUGCGUUUCAUAGCGUCCCUUAGCCAUGCCAUAUGACCAUAUAGCAACAACGGCGAUGAAAAUGGAAGAGCGGGCUACACACACACACACACACGCACACCAAAAAUGCGCCUAAAAAUAGAAUGUGCAGAGGAAAAUCUCAUUUGAGGAAAAGCACAAAAAACGAUCAAACGAUAGAAAAGUCAAAAAAGAAAUAGAAUUGAGAAAUUCUUUUUGGAUCGAAAGUAAAACCAACCAACAACGAGCACAUAACAGCUAACGUUGUUUUUAAAGAAAAGUUAAUUUCAACUGUCGAAAAGCGUUAAAUUUGAGUUGAAAAAUGUCGGAAACUAAUGGUGAAGCUGUAAAGGAUUUGAAUAACAAUCAAAGUGAGGUGGUGCCACCACAGCCAGCCAUGGAGCCUGCAGCAGCAGCAACACAAAAUCAAGAAACACCCAAAGGCGGUGAAAGCAAUGAAUUGUUGGAUAUGGUUUUCGCUUUGGAAAGUGAAAAACAACAGCUGGUCGAAGAGUCACGCAAACGUUUGGGGGCAAUGCGCAAAGAAUUGGAGGACACCUUGAGUGAAAAUGAAAAGCUAAAGCGUAAGCUCAAUCAAUUGGAGCAAUCCCUUAAGCAAUCGGUAAUGUUGGGCGGUGUGGAUGCGCCCAAGACUCGCCAAGAUCAAGAGGAGCUAUUGCUGAAAGCCAAAACUUUGCUAUUCGAAAAGACCAAAGUCAAUAAACAGCAAGAGCAACAAAUUGCCACCAUGAAAGCCCAGGUGGAUGCCAUGAAAGAUGUGGUGCAAGUCACCAAGGAUAUGCUGAAUUUGAAAACAGCCGAAUGUAAUCACAUGCAAGAGCGUCUGGACAAAUCUCAGCUAUGGAUUAAGGCCGAAAAAGACAAAGGUGUCAUACUGGAGAAGAAAUUGACCAUUUCCAAGAAUGUCUAUGACAAACUGAGAGCGGAACAUGAUGUGCAAACAAAAAUUCAUAGAGAUUUGAAAGAUGUUUAUGAGCAAAAGAUAAAACUUUUGAAUCUGACCAUAGCCAAGCUAAAGGAAAAUUAAAAUAUGAACAAUUUUACUCACCUCACAACGCCCCCACAAACAGUGUUUUUUUUUUGCUCAACGAAAAAAAACCCUUAAAAAUAGUUUUUCAAAGUUAUUUAACUUUUUAUUAAAUGCUAGUUUAAUUUAA